CAGACUGGGUCACACAGUGGACAAAUCGCACAUAAAGAACAAAACCAUACAUUCGUUUCUAUGCAACGGUAAAUCUUGUUCCUAUACGCAGGGACCAACGCACGACAUGAAAUCCAAAUCCACUCACGGCCGACAUGAUCAGCCGCUAACUGUGCCUCCCACUACCGAUGGAACAAUUCCCAAAACGGAUCUGAAUAAGAACAUGGUUGACAGUACAGACUUAGAAGCUCCUAGCUUGAACAUAUGAAGCCAGUGUACCAUGGCUAAGAUGGGGCUCUCAUUCAAGUUCGAUGUACUGACAUGCCCUCCACAACACGUUGCUCGGGAGCGUUCAUCCACGCGAUAAUUGAUACUUGCCCAGGACUACUUCCGCGAGAGAACUCUGGAGAACUGCCUUCUUAUGCUGAUGUGAACGGUGGACAUGCAAUUGCGACAGCAGUAGUAUGUCUGGGUCUGGUACUCCCCGCACUACUUGUGCGUAUAUAUACCAGGUCCUGUAUACUGAAAAGACGGCUACUCUGGACCGAGGAUUAUUUUCUUGUCAUCUCAACGGCACUCCUCAUAGUCUACGCCGGAUUGUCACUGAAGGCGUACACUUACAACAUCAGCAAUCAUGAUUGGAAGAUGGAUCUUGUCAAAACAGCCACAGCAUUGAAGUACGUAUACGCCGCCAUGUGUGUAUACGGCCCCAUUAUCAUGUUCGCCAAGCUCGCAAUAUUGUUCCAGAUCAAACGCAUCUUUCUCGUCACGCUCAUGGAGAGAAAUUUCACCUACUGGGCGUCCUGGUGCCUCAUCGUCGUCAACGCCAUCUCAUACAGCUCCGUCAUCUUCCUUGUCAUCUUUGGCUGCAAUCCUAUUUCGAAAUUUUGGACUCCAUACGGGUCUGGAAAGUGCUUGCGUCAAUACACAGGAACGCUUUCAGGCGUCUUCAAUCUCAUCUCCGAUCUUGGCAUCUGGCUUCUACCCUUGGUCGAGGUGCUGAAAUUGCGCCACCUGGAUAACAGUAAGAUGGUUGCUGUUGCAGCUGUGUUCGGUAUGGGUGUGCUUGCUGUAGUUGCCAGUGCUUUGCGUCUCUGGCAGUCGAUUAAAGGCGAGCUCACCGUCGAUACGUCAUGGAAUACGUACCCCACAGGAGCGUUUGUUGCCAACUACUUGAUCUCCUGGGGCGGUAUUGAAGCUGCGGCAGUCAUACUCUGCGGCUGCUUCCCAACAUUUCCGCGCUUCUUCCUGCACGUAAAGGGCUUGUGCCAAGCACCCAAAGAACUGACAUACGUCAGAGCAUCUGAAGAAACGAUCGGAGGCAAACGAUCAGAACGUGCGAAGAAGAUUAGGCCUACUGAGAGCGAGUUGAGAUCGAGGUAUGCGCGUGAGGAAAGCUUUAUGGGGACUGAGUUUCGCUUGGAUGAGAUUGCCUUGUGCGAUUCGGGGGAUGUUGAAGAGCAAAAGCACGUCGAGACAAAGACGGGUAGUGUGGACCUGACCAUUAGAACAGAGGAAUCAACAAGCUUGGACGGGAACGCUGCUAGUCAGAUACCGCGGUCGUUUCACUGAACAUAGAGCGGAAGACAUUACAGUCAGGUAGUUUAUCAAGGUCAAAAAGCUUCGGAGGAAAUUUGUUUGUUUGCGUGCAUCCUGGGGGAAGCCUGUCAUUUUGUAGCAUCGAAUGAAG
Messenger RNA from Dothidotthia symphoricarpi CBS 119687, 1669 nucleotides. RefSeq lists its product as uncharacterized. The coding region runs from base 301 to 1551 and encodes 416 amino acids. The transcript is spliced from 5 exons. NCBI's taxonomy places the organism in Eukaryota, Fungi, Ascomycota, Dothideomycetes, Pleosporales, Dothidotthiaceae. The record is from RefSeq and is a predicted model, not a curated record.